AAAACCACCUACCGCGCCCUCCUCCGCGAACUCCCACGCCGCAGCCUGGCCACCCCGACCCCGCUGCACGCGAGCGUCCGGAAGAUGUACGAAGAACAGACUGCUGCCGCCUCGAAGAUUGGGAAGACCGGGGGCAGCAGCGACGCCGACGCCGCGCAGCAGGACACGCUCGCCCACCGGCGCCAGGAAGCGGAGCAGUUCGCGCAGUACGCCCGCGCACAGCGGCAGUACGCCGCGCUGGUCGAGCGGUAUAACCCCGGUAGCUGGUUGGAUGAGGAGGAGCGGAUUCGGUUGACGGCGAGGCGGGUGGGGUUGGAUUUGCCGGUUGAGGGGCAGGGACAGAAGGAAUAG
This is a messenger RNA of Aspergillus uvarum CBS 121591, 351 nucleotides long. RefSeq names its product LYR motif-containing protein. Lineage: Eukaryota; Fungi; Ascomycota; Eurotiomycetes; Eurotiales; Aspergillaceae. Gene Ontology annotation, biological process: mitochondrial proton-transporting ATP synthase complex assembly. The record is from RefSeq and is a predicted model, not a curated record. The transcript has a single exon. Gene Ontology annotation, cellular component: mitochondrial matrix. The annotation marks the transcript as partial.